CUUGUUCCUCGCUCUGUUCAGGAGGGUCUUUGGAAACCCUCGUUCUUCUUGAUAAUUUCCCUUCUAUUCGUUCUUUUCUUUUCUUUUCUAUUCACUCCGUUGAUCUGAUUCUCGCCUUUCUUUUUCCGUCAAUCUGAUUCAGAAGUACUGUCCGGCGACAUCUCUGUUCCCAUAUGGUGCACCGAUCAUCUCUGUUGUUAACAUUUUGCUGGAGUUUUGCCGGAGCUACCCGAUUGAUACGAUAGAAGUUCUAUGCAUGAAUGGCGUCCGCUCUCUUAGCGAGUCGAAAUGAACCGUUUUGGGGAGAACGCAAGGUGUAUAUGAGGAAAAACCCUAACUCUAACCGUCACCUGAAGUCCAACCCUAACCCUAACUCUAACCCUAAUCCUAAUUCUAGUCCUAGCCGUAACCCUAACCCUAACAAACAGAGCCAUGACCACCAUACAAGCCAGAUUCAUGGCCGUCAGGCUGAUGAAUCGGCAGUUGUUGCUCCGGUUGUUUCCGAAGACUCGUCCUCCAUGAAUAGGAAAUCCAUGUCUAUCAGUCACAAUAAGCGGAGAGAGUCCUCAGCCGGUGGUUACGUGACUUUCAAUAUCGCGGCCUUCUCAAAAAGAGAGCUCAAGGAGCUGAAGAAACGCCUGAUCUCGGAGCUUGAACAGGUCCGGAGCCUGAACAACCGGAUCGAAUUGAAAGAAAUUCAGUCCAGAUCCGGCUACAGCGCCUCUCAAUUUUCCGGAGGCUAUGCCGGUAGGGAAGUUACAUCCGCCACGCGGCCGCCGCCUCUACAUCUGAACCAUCAUCAUAAUAACCAUUCCAUGGAUUCGCCAGGUGCCGACGGCAACAAAGAGAAACGAAUGCCCAAGGCGAACAAGUACUAUCGGCCGUCUGAAUUUGUCAUGGGGAAGGAAAAGACGCAUCCUGAUGGUAAAAUUUCAGGGUCCAAACGUCCACUCCUGGUGGCCUCUGGCAGAGAUCCAAAGCGCCCUGCAUUGGACCCUGUGGACGGAAAGCUUUUGUCUAGUAUCAUGAAACGAUGCGGACAGAUCUUGUCCAAGUUGAUGAAGCAUAAGCACGGCUGGAUUUUCAAUGUUCCCGUUGAUGUCGUCGGCAUGGGUCUUCACGACUACAACCAGAUUAUCAAGCAACCUAUGGAUCUCGGGACCGUGAAAACCAAGCUCAGCAAGAACGUCUAUGCGUCACCUCUUGAUUUUGCCUCUGAUGUGCGGUUGACCUUCAACAAUGCCUUGCUUUACAAUCCCAAGGGCCACGAUGUUUAUGCAAUGGCGGAGCAAUUGCUGGGUCAAUUCGAGGAUAUGUUUGAACCCGCGUACAAAAAAUUGCAUAAUACGCAGCGGCGAGUGUUUCCCACCGGAGAAAUGCCGGGAAGCUCAUGUGUUGGGCUUCCAACUACAGAGUUUGGUGUGAAGAAACCUGAUCCGACCUCGAUCCCCAAUGUGGCUCCUCCAUCGAACCCAUCACCAGUGCACACUCCUGCAUCAACAUCAGCAUUGGCGCCUACAAGACCAUUUUCGACGGGAAGAUCAUCUACUGUUAAGCAGCCAAAGCCCAAAGCAAAAGAUCCAAACAAACGGGAGAUGAGCUUUGAAGAGAAGCAAAAGCUGGGAAUGAAUUUGCAGAAUCUCCCACAGGAGAAAAUGGAUCAAGUGGUGCAUAUCAUAAGGAAGAGGAAUGCUAAUGUGGCGCAGCAUGGAGAUGAGAUUGAGCUGGACAUUGAGGUUCUGGACACCGAAACGCUUUGGGACCUUGAUCGAUUUGUGUGCAACUGCAGAAAGAUGAUGAGCAAGAUCAAGAGGCAAGCGUUUGCCGGCAACAACGAGAUUCCUGCAGCGGAAGGCAGCAAGUCUCCCGUCAGUGUGAUGCUUGAUGAUGCCCCCAAAUCCCUUCCAGCUGAGGCCUUGGGAGGAGCAGUUUCAGCUUCAGCCUCUUUUGCUGCAAAGAAGAUUAAAAAAGGGGAGACUGUAGAAGAGGAUGUGGAUAUUGGGGAGGAGAUGCCGGCCAAUAACUUUCCGCCGGUGGAGAUUGAAAAAGAUGCUGGUGGUUACGCCAGCAGAUCAAGCAGCUCCAGCAGUUCAAGCAGUGGUUCAUCCUCGUCAAGUGAUUCGGAUUCGGGGAGCUCAUCCGGCAGCGAUUCUGAUGCGGACGAUGCACAAUCGCCGUGCAUGGAGUCGAAAGCCUCCCCUAGGACCAAGGACGAAUGAUGGGCAACCCUAAAGAACGAGCUCAGGGGGGGAAGGACAAGGCGGCAGAAGUGACCGAAGAUGGGACUAGAGAUGGGUACAGGUACAAACCCCCCCACUCUGUAUCCAUCGAGUUUAAUUGGCACAGAUAUUGGAUCACACCAACACGCUCAUGAAGUUAUUUAAGUUUUGAUUGUUUACUUAAAUGCUUCUGGUUCUUGGUUCGGUGGUUGCAGUUUCUGGAGGUGAAAGGGGAAGAAGGUUUUUGGGUUUGAAAUACUUUGGAUUGGAGUGGUUCGCCAUGUAUAUGUGUAAAGAUCAAGACCAAAAAGAUCGACAAGUAGGGCCUAGGAGAUCGAACAAUAGUUGACAGUAGUGGGUUUUUUUUUUUUUGGACAACAGGGAGAGAAGCAGAAGAGUUGGGUAGAUAAGGAUUUUGAUACCAUUUUGUAAAUAAAACAACACCAAGAAUUUAAUCAAAUCACAUGAUUUUGGGCA
Molecule: messenger RNA, 2696 nt
Organism: Macadamia integrifolia
Lineage: Eukaryota; Viridiplantae; Streptophyta; Magnoliopsida; Proteales; Proteaceae
Product: transcription factor GTE7-like
Exons: 3
Coding region: 261-2219 (652 amino acids)
Molecular function (GO): protein binding
Source: RefSeq, a predicted model, not a curated record